Molecule: messenger RNA, 1085 nt
Organism: Meloidogyne enterolobii
Lineage: Eukaryota; Metazoa; Nematoda; Chromadorea; Rhabditida; Meloidogynidae
Source: the annotation of a GenBank genome assembly
AGAACAACUUACCCUUCUUAUUUUUAAUUAAAAUGUCUUUUCUUAAAUUACUAACCCAAAAAUCUUUUAAUAAAAUUUUUAAUCCCUAUUUACCAUCAAUCUUUCAAAAAGCUCAAAUUGGUGGUUGUGCAUGUCCCCCAAACGAAGAAGAUGUCGAUUAUGCUUUUGAAAUGUCCAGCUCAACUUUACGUUUUGGCAAAGGAGUGACAAAAGAAAUUGGUUUUGAUGUUGUUACAUUUGGAGCUAAAAAUCCGUUAAUUGUAACUGACAAAAAUGUGGCUAAAACUGUUGCUUUUGAAAAUGUUGCAAAUUCAUUAACUAAAUUGGGAAUUGCUUUUGAAGUUUUUGAUGAAGUAAAAUGUGAACCUUCACAACAAAGCAUGCAAUUAGCUAUUAAUUUUGCUCGGAAAAAACCUUUUGAUUGUUUUUUGGCUGUUGGUGGUGGUUCUGUUAUUGAUACAGCCAAAGCAGCAGCUUUGUAUGCAAACAACCCAAAUGCUGAAUUUUUUGAUUUUGUACAAAAACCGUUUGGUCUUGGACUUAUUCCUGAUAAAACAAUGCUUCCACUGAUUGCUGUCCCAACAACAGCGGGUACUGGAAGUGAAACAACAGGCGUUUCAAUUAUUGACAUACCCGAAAAACAAUGCAAAACGGGCAUCAGACUUCGAUGUAUCAAACCAAAUUUGGCAAUAAUUGACCCUCUAAAUGUUAUGUCAAUGCCUAGAAAUGUUGCAAUUUAUUCUGGUUUUGAUGUUUUAUGUCACGCUUUGGAAUCCUACACAGCUAAACCUUACAAUAAACGUUCUCCUCUUCCGUCAAGUCCAAAUGCUCGACCUGUUUAUCAAGGCUCUAAUCCGGUCAGUGAUGUUUGGGUAAGAGAAGCUCUUCAAAUUGUUAAAAAAUAUUUUCGGCGAUCUAUCUUUGAUCCAGAAGAUGAAGAAGCACGUACAUACAUGAUGAUGGCUAGUUCAUUUGCUGGGAUGGGUUUUGGAAAUGCUGUGGGUAUUUUUUGGUUAAAUAUAGUCGAAUUUCAUUAUAAGAUACCCCCAAUAUUGGAGACACCUCUAUUUAAAAGACGCUCUUAA